ACAUUGUCAAUGAACACGUAAAAACCACAUUGAUAUUGACAAAUAAACAAAGUGCCCUUAUUUAGUUUAAAAAAUGGAUGUAACAACAUUAUUUAAAGCGUGUGUGAAAACUAUACGAACAAGAAACAGAUCGCACAACUUAACAACUGGAGACGACAGUGAUAAAAAUAGAAUUCUUAAAAAAUCUGUGCGUAAAGAUGAAUUUAUUACAAAGUCGAAAUCACUGGUCACGCAGAUAACUCGAUUGCGUGACUUUCUAAUAGAAAAUAAAAAAGCCUAUUUGCAAUUAACAAGCCUUAAAGAUAGUGCUAAUAAAAUGUCAGAUGCUGAACGUGAUCAAAUUGAAGUUGAAUCACAAAAGAUCAUAAAUAUUUGUUCAAACGUAAUCAAUGAUUUACGAAAGGAGACUGUUAAAAUUAAAUGUUCUCUGCAAUAUUUAGAACAUCGGAAUGCAGUUAUUAGUCUAAUAGAUAAUUAUUUAAAAUCAGUAAAUAAAACUUUCUCAGACAUAAGAGCAUUACGUGUUAAAAAAGCUAUGGAAACUUUUAAAAUGUCCAAAUUAGAACAUAGAUUUAAAGAAUUAGAUCCAUAUAAAAUUCAGAAUACAUUACCUGCUAAAAAAUCUGCAAAUGAAUUAGAUAUUUCGAAAACUAAAAAAAAUGAAAAAAAUAGAUUAGAUAAUUUAGACAUAAAUUUAGAAACACCUGGACCCAGUGAAGAGAAUCAACUAUCUGCGGAAGAAAUUCAAAUGUUUGAAUCUGAAAAUGAACAGCUUUUUAAUGAUUUAAAUAAUUUAGAUGAAGAGGUGAAGCAAAUUGAAAAUAAAGUUGUACAUAUAUCAGAAUUACAGCAAAUAUUUACGGAAAAAGUUUUAGAACAAGAAAAAGAUAUUGAAAGAAUUUCAACAACAGUAAUAGGCGCUACAGAAAAUCUUCGUGAUGCAAAUGAUCAAAUUCGCCAAGCGAUUCAAAGAAAUGCUGGCCUUAGAGUAUGGGUUUUAUUCUUUUUAUUAGUUAUGUCAUUUUCGUUAUUAUUUUUAGAUUGGUAUAAUGAUUAA
Messenger RNA from Chrysoperla carnea, 1057 nucleotides. It is a transcript of the gene Syx18, whose product is annotated as syntaxin-18. Gene Ontology annotation, biological process: retrograde vesicle-mediated transport, Golgi to endoplasmic reticulum. NCBI's taxonomy places the organism in Eukaryota, Metazoa, Arthropoda, Insecta, Neuroptera, Chrysopidae. The coding region runs from base 74 to 1057 and encodes 327 amino acids. The record is from RefSeq and is a predicted model, not a curated record. Gene Ontology annotation, cellular component: SNARE complex; endoplasmic reticulum. The transcript has 2 exons.